AUGGAAGCUGAUACUUGUCCAAUAUCUGAUAUAGUCGAAACUGGAUUUUUUAGUUUUUUCAAAAAGUUACCUGAGAAAUCAAGUACCACUAUAAGAUUUUUUAAUAGAAUUGAAUUUUAUACUGUGCAUGGAUUGGACGCGUUAUUUGUUGCCAAAGAAGUAUUCAAGUCAAUGAGUUCUGUUAAAUAUUUAGGAAAAGGCGAAACAAAAUUCGAGUCUUUAGUAUUGAACAAAAACCAAUUUGAAACACUUGUUAAAGAUUUAUUGAUAAUUCAUCAUUAUAGAGUAGAGGUAUACAGUCCUAAAGGUGGAGUUAAAAGUAAUGAUUGGUUCUUGGAAUUAAAAGGCUCCCCAGGGAAUUUAACUGCAUUUGAAGAUAUUUUUAAUUCCGAGUUAGAUGUUGGAGCUGCAGUUUUAGCUGUGAAAGUAGUAGAUGAAGCCAAAGUCAAAACAGUUGGUGUGUCAAUAAUAGAUUUAAGUACUGAAUCAAUGGGUAUCUGUCAAUUUCCAGAUGAUGAUCAAUUUACUGAUUUAGAAGGCUUUAUUGUUCAACAAUCUCCUAAAGAGAUAAUUAUACCAGAUUUGCCAGAAUACUCGAGCAUUUUAAAAAUUGCUAAUAGAUGCUGUGGAAUGGUUGUAAAACUGAAGCAAUCAAAUUUUAAUACUGAGAAUUUAGCUCAAGAUUUGAAUCACCUUUUAGAAUGGAAAGAGGGACAAUCGCAAAAUGCAUCAGCAUUGCCAGAAAUGAAAUUAAACAUUGCUACAAGCUGCUUAAGUGCAUUAAUUAAAUAUCUGGAGUUAUCAGGAAAAAAUUUGAAUUUCAAACUAGAAACAGUUGAACCAAAACGUUUUGUUCACAUGGAUAUAGCAUCAGCAAAGGCUUUGGGGUUAAUACCUCAACAAAGUUCCUCAUCUCAAGAUACUUUAAUACAUUUUCUUAAUAAGUGUCGAACGCCACAAGGGAGAAGACUAUUAACUCAAUGGGUUAAACAGCCUUUAAAAGAUAUUAGAACUAUAAGUGAAAGGCAUGAUAUUGUUGCGGCAUUUAUAGAUGAUACAGAGCUAAGAAUGAGCUUAAGUGAAGAACACUUAAGAUGGUUUCCUGAUGGGCAAUUAUUAUGUCGAAAACUUAAGAAUAAAAAUGCAUCUUUGCAAGACUGUUAUAAGAUAUAUCGUGCUGUCGAACACAUUCCUUCUCUUUUGGAGAGUCUUAAAACAGCUACGUACAGUGCCAGCGUAAAAGAAACAUUUUUAUCACCUUUAGAAGAAGUUUCAGAGGAUUUAUCAAAAUUUCAAGAAAUGAUCUCGAGCACUUUAGAUAUGGAUCAAAUAAAUAAGGGAUUAUUUUUAAUAAAAGCUGAUUUCAGUGAAGAAUUAUCCGAAUUGAAAGCUUCAUUGGAUUAUUUAGACGAAGAAAUACAAAAAGAGUUGGGUAAUGCAGCAAGGGAACUGCAUUUGGAAAGUGGGAAAAUUCUUAAAUUAGAAACAAUGCCUCAAUACGGAUAUCAUUUUAGAAUUUCAAACAAAAAAGAAGAAUCUAAAAUAAGAAACAGUAGUAAAUUUAAAAUUCUUGACUCUACAAACGCUGGACUUAGAUUUCAAAGUUCAUCUCUGAAAGAAUUAAACGAGGAUUAUUUAGAAAAAAGGAAAAGUUAUGAUGAUUGUCAGAAAACCGUAGUUGAUGAAGUUUUGGAUAUUGCAGCUGGUUACACUGGACCCUUAAUGAAUCUCAAUAACAUAAUUGCAAACCUCGACGUCUUGACUAGUUUUGCUGUGAUAGCUGCCAACGCCGUUACGCCCUACGUCCGACCACAAAUUCGACCCUUAGAAGACGGUAUACUACGAUUAAAAGAAGCGAGGCACCCUUUGUUAGAAGCACAGGAUUCCAUAUCUGUAAUACCGAAUGAUAUUUUAUUAGAGAAAAACGGGAAAACAUUUUAUAUAAUUACGGGUCCGAACAUGGGAGGAAAAAGUACCUACAUUCGAACGGUCGGAAUAAAUGUUUUACUUGCUCAAAUCGGUUCGUUUGUACCUUGCCUAGAAGCCGAAAUAAGUUUGAAAGAUAGUAUUUUAGCUAGAAUCGGAAGUUCCGAUAGACAAUCGAUAGGAGUGUCCACGUUCAUGAACGAAAUGGUCGAAAUAUCUGCAAUUCUUCAGCGAGCCACUGAAAAUUCAUUGGUUAUGAUUGACGAAUUAGGACGUGGAACAUCAACCUAUGAAGGUUGCGGAUUAGCUUGGGCCAUUGCCGAACACUUGGCAUCAACCAUAAAAGCUUUCACAUUAUUCGCCACACAUUUUCAAGAAUUGGUUUCAUUAGAAGACGAAAUAAGUUCGGUGGCGAACGUUCACGUCACGGCCAUGACGGAUCAAUACGAAUUAACGAUGUUGUACAAAGUUUGCCCAGGUUCGAGCGAUCGUUCAUUCGGUUUAGAAAUUGCCAAAAUGGCCGGAUUUCAAAAACACGUCAUCGAGAACGCUCGAGAAAAAUUAUUGAAAUUGGAUCAGAAAGCCGGACUGAGUUUAAACGGACAACAUUUGACUGGAGAAGAAAUAAAAGAGGGUAAAAAAAUAUUGAAUGAUUUUUUCCAGAAAAUCAAAGGAAAAACUCAAGAAGAAGAAAUAAAAAAAGAAAAAGAAAAUUUACUGAAAAUGAACAGUCGUUACAUUGCGGCAAUUUUGUCGUGA
Molecule: messenger RNA, 2685 nt
Organism: Pediculus humanus corporis (human body louse)
Lineage: Eukaryota; Metazoa; Arthropoda; Insecta; Psocodea; Pediculidae
Product: DNA mismatch repair protein MsH2, putative
Exons: 13
Coding region: 1-2685 (894 amino acids)
Biological process (GO): mismatch repair; mitotic recombination
Cellular component (GO): nucleus; MutSalpha complex
Molecular function (GO): ATP binding; ATP-dependent DNA damage sensor activity; mismatched DNA binding
Source: RefSeq, a predicted model, not a curated record